CCAAACAUCCUAAACUGUGACGACGCAUCGGGGAACCGAUCCAAGAAGUGGAACUGUCAUUUCAAUUGGUGCUGUCAGCUAGCGGGCUUACCUUUCAAACAGGGAUCCCGAGACUACAACGUCCACUUUCUCGUCACCAGUAACCGGACGGCGCCAUUGGAAACGGGAGGCGCCAUUGUGAACGACAUAGUCAGCGGCGUUGAGCAAGGCAUAGAUGCUUUUGAUGCAACAAUGAUGGAGCCGGUGCUUGCCGGCGGGGUUGUUUUCUGUAUGGAAGCUGAUAAUCCAAUGGCGAACGAGCUGUGUUCGAUGAUCGACGUCAAGCGUGGGUAA
Molecule: messenger RNA, 333 nt
Organism: Fimicolochytrium jonesii
Lineage: Eukaryota; Fungi; Chytridiomycota; Chytridiomycetes; Spizellomycetales; Powellomycetaceae
Exons: 1
Source: RefSeq, a predicted model, not a curated record